CAUAGAGAUUUGAACUAAUGGAUUGAAAGAUCCGGCCCAAUAAUAUUUGAUGUGCGAUUAGAACCUAAAGUCAUCUGCCUCCCCCGACUCUGCAAAUCACGAAUGCCAGCAAUCGAAACCCAGAACAAUUCAACAAAUAACUUUUGUUGUUUCUAUUUGCUCGCAUUCGUAAUUCGGUUUCCCCUCUGUUUUUGUAUUCCUUUCUCUGUUGCCGUUGUUGUUGGUAAAGAGAAACCCUAGCGUUGCAGGUUUAGCUUACAAGUAGCAACCUAACCCUAGCUGUGAUGCCCUUGUAAUUGCCACUAACAAGAGAUAAGGAGAGAUAUAAUAAACUCACCAGUGGUACCAGUGAAACCCUAGGAUAUCAUAUUGUCACUGCAUUUUGUCCUAAGCAACUGCAAGUAUAGAAGUGGUUAUGGUAGUGGUUAUUUUGUGCCUGUGAGCUCGGAAAGGAAACAAGGGAGGGUUAGUUUUCACAUAGCGAUACAGUAAUUUUAAUUAAAAUAAACAAAUGUGAAAAAGAAGGUUGAAAGAAGAGAAAGAUGAGUAGACUAUCGUUUAGGCCUCGGCCUCUAGACAUACACAAGAAGCUUCCAAUUGUAAAGUCAGUAAAAGAUUUUGAAGACGACGAGACUCCUACUUCUACCACCCGCAAUUCUCAGUUGCUGCGUGUUGUUACUGCCGAGGUUGACAAUGAGGUACAUCAAAUCCCCGGCAAGAAAGUGGCCCCUGAAAUUCCAACGCCCGAGUUUGUUAUUGUAGAUACAUAUGAAAGAGACUAUUCCCGGACUUUCACUCAACCCACUUCGUAUUUACGUGCAAGGGGAGGUUCGUCCCGGGCUGAGCUUGGAGAGUUUGUUGAGUAUGACCUGGACAAUGAAGAUGAGGAUUGGAUUCGAGAACUAAACAAAGAUAAGAAGAUUCUUUCACCCGAAAAGUUUGAGAGCAUUAUUUUUAAGCUGGAGGUUUUGGAUCAUAAGACACGGGAAAGAGCUGGAGUUAUAACACCAACUAUUGGUUCCCCAAUUCCUGUGCUCCUGCAACAUGAUGCUGCUAUUGAGGCUUUACAAUCUCUGUCUAUCAAAUAUGGAGUCUUCCAGGCUGUUUAUACCUACUGGAAAGAAAAGGUAUGGUAACAAAUACAAGAGUUAGAGCUGUUCUGGGAUUCUAAGGCAUUUUCCAUUCUUGAUUUAUGUCUAAUUUUCUUUUGUUGGAGGGU
This is a messenger RNA of Carica papaya (papaya), 1219 nucleotides long. Lineage: Eukaryota; Viridiplantae; Streptophyta; Magnoliopsida; Brassicales; Caricaceae. The record is from RefSeq and is a predicted model, not a curated record.